Messenger RNA from Megalobrama amblycephala (Wuchang bream), 4698 nucleotides. It is a transcript of the gene gria2b, whose product is annotated as glutamate receptor, ionotropic, AMPA 2b. Gene Ontology annotation, molecular function: AMPA glutamate receptor activity; transmitter-gated monoatomic ion channel activity involved in regulation of postsynaptic membrane potential. Gene Ontology annotation, biological process: synaptic transmission, glutamatergic; modulation of chemical synaptic transmission; monoatomic ion transport. The transcript is spliced from 16 exons. Gene Ontology annotation, cellular component: dendritic spine; postsynaptic membrane; plasma membrane. Lineage: Eukaryota; Metazoa; Chordata; Actinopteri; Cypriniformes; Xenocyprididae. The record is from RefSeq and is a predicted model, not a curated record. The coding region runs from base 221 to 2995 and encodes 924 amino acids.
GAGAGAGAGAGGGAGAGAGAGAGUGUGUGUGAGAGAGAUAAAUCUGCAUUAUUCCUCCAGAAGCGGGACUGAGGCAGGAGUCCGCGAUAGAGGAACCACCUGCAGACAGCAGCCGCUCUCAUUCUCCAGCAACGCCUCAAUAUGUUACGGAUUUGAUUAAACAGUGUGUAAACGACAAAUACUUCCUUCAUACAGUGGGUAAACACACACUGUCGUGGAGAUGCAACAGUUUAAGAAUUUAUCGAUUUGCCUCAUUUCCCUUUUAUGUGGGUUGUCAGCUGGAGGGUCUCCAAGUGUUCAAAUUGGGGGCUUGUUUCCGAGGGGAGCUGAUCAGGAAUACAGCGCGUUUCGGAUCGGAAUGGUUCAGUUCGGAACGGCUGAAUUUAGACUGACGCCUCACAUCGACAAUCUGGAAGUAGCUAACAGUUUCGCGGUAACUAACUGCUUCUGUUCUCAGUUCUCAAGGGGAGUUUAUGCUAUUUUUGGAUUUUAUGACAAGAAGUCAGUGAACACAAUAACGUCGUUCUGCGGGACACUUCACGUCUCCUUCAUCACACCAAGCUUUCCCCUGGAUGGAAAUCAGCAGUUUAUCAUUCAGAUGCGACCAGACAUCAAAGGUCCUCUCCUGAGUCUCAUUGAGUACUACAAAUGGGACAAGUUUGCCUACCUGUACGACAGUGACCGAGGACUUACCACACUCCAAGUUGUGCUGGACACAGCAGCAGAGAAGAAAUGGCAGGUGACCGCCAUCAACGUGGGCAACAUGAAGGAUGAGAGAAAGGAUGAAGCAUAUCGCUCGCUCUUUCAGGACCUAGAAACCAAGAAGGAGCGGAGAGUCAUCCUCGACUGUGAGCAAGACAAAGUUAAAGACAUCAUGGAGCAGGUGAUAACUAUUGGCAGGCAUGUGAAGGGAUAUCACUACAUCAUAGCAAACCUGGGUUUUGUGGAUGGAGAUCUUUCAAAAAUCCAAUAUGGUGGAGCCAAUGUAUCAGGCUUUCAGAUUGUGGAUUUCGAUGACCCCCUGGUGUCCAAAUUUGACCAGCGCUGGGAAGCUCUGGAGGAAAAAGAAUAUCCUGGAGCAGACAGUAAAAUACGGUAUACUUCAGCACUGACGUAUGACGCAGUUCAAGUGAUGACUGAGGCCUUCCGCUACCUGCACAAACAGCGAAUUGACAUCUCACGUAGAGCUAACAAUGGAGACUGCCUGGCUAAUCCAGCUGUACCAUGGGCACAGGGGGUUGAGAUUGAGCGUGCCCUAAAACAGGUGAGAGUUGAUGGUCUCACUGGUAACAUUCAGUUUGACCAGUAUGGAAAGAGGGUGAAUUACACCGUCAAUGUCAUGGAACUGAAAAGCAAUGGACCAGUUAAGAUUGGCUAUUGGAAUGAAGUUGAUAAAAUGGUCGUGACAAAGUCUGAUCUCUUCCCAAAUGAUACAAUGGGGCUGGAAAACAAGACUGUGAUUGUCACCACCAUUCUAGAAGCACCAUAUGUAAUGCUGAAGAAGAAUGCUGACCUUUUUAUGGAUAAUGAAAGAUAUGAGGGGUACUGUGUGGACUUGGCAGCUGAAAUAGCUAAGCACUGUGGAUUUAAAUAUCAGCUGAAAAUAGUAGGAGAUGGCAAAUAUGGAGCUAGAGAUGCAGAGACGAAGAUCUGGAAUGGAAUGGUUGGAGAGUUGGUUUAUGGGAAAGCUGACAUAGCAGUGGCUCCAUUGACUAUCACUUUAGUCAGAGAAGAAGUCAUCGACUUCUCAAAGCCAUUCAUGAGUUUGGGCAUCUCCAUCAUGAUCAAGAAGCCUCAGAAGUCCAAGCCUGGUGUGUUCUCAUUCCUGGACCCUCUGGCCUAUGAGAUCUGGAUGUGUAUCGUGUUUGCCUACAUCGGGGUGAGCGUGGUGCUUUUCUUGGUCAGUCGUUUCAGUCCAUAUGAGUGGCACACAGAGGAAUAUGAAGACGGCCAGAUCCAGACCAAUGAGUCAACCAAUGAGUUUGGGAUUUUCAACAGCCUUUGGUUCUCUCUUGGAGCUUUUAUGAGACAAGGCUGUGAUAUUUCACCAAGGUCUCUUUCUGGCCGCAUCGUUGGAGGAGUCUGGUGGUUUUUCACCCUGAUCAUAAUUUCUUCCUACACGGCUAACUUGGCUGCCUUCCUAACAGUGGAAAGGAUGGUGUCUCCAAUUGAGAGUGCAGAGGACUUAGCAAAGCAAACAGAGAUUGCUUAUGGAACUUUAGAUUCUGGUUCAACAAAAGAGUUUUUCAGGCGUUCCAAAAUUGCUCUUUUCGACAAAAUGUGGACAUACAUGAAAAGUGCGGAGCCCUCAGUAUUUGUAAAGACGACAGCAGAAGGUGUUAUGCGGGUGAGGAAGUCCAAGGGGAAGUAUGCAUACCUGCUGGAGUCCACCAUGAACGAGUACAUCGAGCAGCGCAAACCCUGUGACACUAUGAAGGUCGGAGGGAAUCUGGACUCCAAAGGCUACGGCAUCGCCACCCCCAAAGGAUCCUCAUUAAGAAAUGCGGUUAACCUCGCAGUACUAAAACUGAAUGAACAAGGCCUGUUGGACAAAUUGAAAAACAAAUGGUGGUACGACAAGGGAGAGUGCGGCAGCGGGGGAGGUGAUUCCAAGGAGAAGACCAGCGCUCUCAGCCUGAGCAAUGUGGCUGGGGUCUUCUACAUCCUAGUGGGCGGCCUGGGCUUGGCCAUGCUGGUGGCCUUGGUCGAGUUCUGUUACAAGUCCCGAGCCGAGGCCAAGCGCAUGAAGGUGGCAAAGAAUGCACAGAAUAUUAAUCCCACUUCCUCGCAGAAUUCACAGAAUUUUGCCACUUAUAAGGAAGGGUACAACGUGACCUUUUCGGAUGCUAUGAGGAGCAAAGCGAGGCUGUCUAUAACUGGAAGUACUGGUGAGAAUGGACGUGUGAUGAGUCCUGAGUUCCCCAAAGCAGUACAUGCGGUGCCCUUUGUUAGACCUGGUGUGGGAAUGAACGUCAGUCUCACUGAUCUCUCCUGAUGGAUAAGAACCUGCCGAGUGCCUUACACAAUGGUUUUCAAUAGAGCGCAUUCUAUUCUCUUUCCUGUCGCUUUCUCCCAUAUAUCUCUCGUCUGAAUGGAAGACGGAGGCCUCAUUUGAUGUCAUAGAGACAUAAGACUUCCUUGGCCCUUUAUAACAAAAGAUGCACUCUCCUAUUGGAAACAAGCCGACUGAGAUAAAGACACUCGCUUAGCGAGCUGAUGACAUCUACCCCCCCGUAAUGGAUAUUUUUGACGACAAACUUGAAACUCACAGAAGCUCUGAGCGGGAAAGAGAGAAGUCAACAAAGUCUGUCUGUUUUCGUAGCUGACGCCAUCCAAUGUCUAUUUCGGCUCAAGCACACUUUACCAUUGUCUGCUUCAGGAUGUGAAAUGUCUUUUUAUUAAUAAAACAAACAAACAAAAAAAUCUCGAUGAAAAAGUAUUUUUAUGUAUUUUCACAGAAAAUGGCUUUUAAAUAAACCUGCUUACAUACCAGUUAAUUAAAGCUGUAAAUCAUAAUCUUGACAUACUUUUAAGAGCUUAGCUAAUAGUUUCACAUUUUAAUGCCAAAUAUGUUGCUUAUCUUGUAAUUUAUUAGUCCUCUUCUGAUAUAUUCAUUAACAUUUUGGUGUUGAUAUGAAAUAUCUAGCAAUGCUUGACAUCUGUUUGAAAAGUGGGUGCCGCUGUUAUGUUCUCUUACUUUCAUCAACUUGUUUGGUUUUAAGAAUCUGUUUGUAUUUUCUUGUUUAUCAAGAAAAUCAGGGUAGCGGUUAUAAUAUUAAAAAAAGAAAAAAGUGUUUACAAUAUGAACAUGACAAAAAAGGAAAAUGUUUAAAAAAAAGUACCUAUUGUAUUAUUGCAUAUGUUUUGCUGUGAAAUGAAUAGAAGCAUACACAUCAACAAAAUGCUCUGUUAAAAAUGCCAAAUAAUUAAAUGUGCCAAAUUUAUUGAUAAAUAUAGUCAUAUAUUAAUCUGUCAUCAAUGUGAAUGUAGUCAAUACAUUCUGUAAGUUUUGUUACUAAAUGUACAGUUGGAUGGUAUACACAGUGAUUUAUUUCAUUUUUUUUUGGGUUUGUUUUUUUACUUUAUAGCUAUUUUAACAUUCACACCACAAUAUGGCUUUUUUAUUUCCACUCUGCAUCUUGACUUUGUUUUCCAAGCAUCCAGUUUAUAUUCUUUCAUAAAAUGUGAGAAAUUCCAUAUUACAGGCAAAAACAUCUGCGCUUAUACUUCAGUAUUUAAGAUACCUACCACGAGAGAACGUGUUUGAUAAUGAUAAUGAUUCACAGUUUAUCUUACAGUUAAAUGACUAUUUCCUAUAAAAGCAGUGGCAACCGUAACAGUUAACUCUUGAUAUUGCAAUAAGCCAAGAUUAACAAACAAGAGAUGUCCCCAAAAGUGAGAGUAUAUUUGUAAACUUAGAUAAUUAUCACUAUUAUGUACAGUUUUGAAUGAUUUUUAUUGGUCCUUUUUUCUCUCACUUCUUCAGCCUUUCUCUCCUCAGUCUUUCGCUCUAGACUGGGAGACAGAUACUGGGUAACACUUUUGGUUUUGUCAUGAUAUACUUAAUAUUAGUCGAACAAGUCCAUGUAAUUUUAAGGACCGCUCUCUCUCUCUCUCUCUACCAUUUUGUAAAUGAAUGUGUGCCAACUUGUUUAUUUUUUGGGAUCCUUUCUAAAUAAAAGCUGACUAAUAGUCUUA